AUGGAGGCGAAGAAGCUCAAGGGGGCGGCCACCACGGCCGCGCUGUGCGUGCUCCUCCUCCUGGCGCUGCUGCCCGGAGAGGCGGCCGCCAAGUCGGAGUUCUGCAAGUGCUUCGACGCCUGCUACCCCGGGUGCGUGAACGACAACGUGCCGGGCUACGCCUGCGAUGUGUUCUGCGCCAACAAGUGCAGCCCCGACACCAACCAGCCCGGCUAUGGCGUCGGCAUCGGCUCUGCCGCCGCCACCUGCAGGAUGGCCUGCAAGAUACAGAUCUGCGGCCACUCAGCGGCGGCGCCGACCGAUGCAGCUGAUGACGCCGACGUCUGCGUGCAGAACUGCAACAGGAAGCUGAGCCAGAUGGCCCAGACACACUGA
This is a messenger RNA of Triticum turgidum subsp. durum (durum wheat), 375 nucleotides long. Lineage: Eukaryota; Viridiplantae; Streptophyta; Magnoliopsida; Poales; Poaceae. The record is from the annotation of a GenBank genome assembly.